CGGAGGACCGAGCUGCAGAGGGGCCCGGGUGAGCCCAAAAAACAGGAGGAAUCUGCCCCAGGGGCUUCUGGGUGGAAGCAGCAACAUCUCCUCUGUUGUAAUAAACCUUACGGUCUUGGGUGCAGCUGAAGGGAAUUCAUCAUCCCAGGGUGAUUUCACUGAUUGGAGAAGGCUGUAAGCUGAGUCCAUUCAAGAGUUCAGAGGCUGGAAAUCCCCACCUCGUGAUGGAGCUUUCUGCUCUCUGACUGAUGGAGGCGCAGCUCUGCAGCUCCACAAUAACUGGAGCUCUGAAUUCUAAUAAAAUCCACUUUUUACUGCUUCUAAAAAUAGUCCUCCGAGCUGAGGCGCUGCUCCAUUCAAAACUACGAGCUCGGUGCUUCUUGUUGUUGUUGCAGCAGCGUUUCCUUCGGGGUGGCUGUGCAGCAGCGUCCGCUCGGUCGGUGCAAUUCAGAGUCUUUCGCCGAGCUGCAGCUGGAUUCGGAUCCGAAUUCGGAACAAAAGCAGGAGCCAAGCGCGGCAGUUAAAGGGUUUUUUCGCCCCAAAAAAAAAUCAUUCAUAUUAUCAUUCCGUCCCGAAGAGCACUAGGCUCGCACCGGCGGAUGGAUAUAUAAAUACAUGUAUUUUGUCAAAUUGGGCAGGUUCCGGUGAUUUAAUGGUAAACAAAAAAUAAAAACAGAGAAAAAGUGAGCGGUGAAGCUGCAGCAGGGCGCUGGAGGGGGGCGGGGGGGGUCUGUCGAAGAAAUCAAGUCAAUAGAAACUGAAGGGGAAGCAGGCGUUUAGAGCUCCGUGGUGACGUCACUGCUCCACAUUGAGCCAUAGUAGAGAGUCGGCGGAGGUAGACAGAGGAGCGCCGUAGUAAAGUACACACCGACAUGAACUCCUCCACCUGAAACUUCACCCUUGUUGCUGUGAAAAACCCCGAGGAGCCGCGUUUGAGCGCGCGCCCCCCCUCCCGACCGACGGACCGUGCGCUUUGUUGGCUUUUUUACCGGGAGUUUGCAGGAAGAACGCGGCGUUUGGGGCUUGUUUCUCGCAGGGCUUGGCGAUGUCGUCCGCAGCGGUCGCUGCGUCUUCCCGCCGGCAGUCGUGUUACUUGUGCGACCUUCCGCGCAUGCCGUGGGCCAUGCUGUGGGAUUUUUCCGAGCCCGUUUGCCGCGGAUGUGUCAACUACGAAGGAGCGGACCGCAUCGAGAUCGUCAUCGACUCGGCCCGCCACCUCAAGCGGGUCCACGGCUUCCAGGAGGGCCGCUCUCCGGGGCCGGGCAAGAAGGAGAUCCAGGCGAUCAACCACCCCGCGGCGGGAGACCCCGGCUCCCGGCCGCCGCAGCCGCUGGACCGAUACCCGCUUUCCUCCGACCGGCCGCCCCGGCUCGGUCCCGAGUACCAGUCCGGGCGGCAGGUGAACGGGAUCCCGGUCCCCAAUGGAUUUACUAAACCCGACGAGCCGCCGGAGCUGAACCGGCAGAGCCCCAACCCGCGCAGGAACAGCGCCGUGCCCCCCAACCUAGUGCCUUUGGUGAACGGGAGCAUGCCCCCGGUGCACGCCGUGAACGGCAGGGGCCAGAUGGGGCUUCCCGCCGAGCUGGGCAAGAGACCCGCGUCGGUGUCCAGCACCGAGCACGAGCGCGAGGGCAAGGAGAAGCACAGACCGGACAGCUUGACCCCGGAGAUCCUGGAGGGCCACAAAAGCAGGGCCGAGCAGGACUGGGGGGCCAAGAACAAAACCAUGCGGGACUUUAUGGGGGGGCUCCACGCCUACGACCCCCGGUUCAAGAAGGACCAUGCGGUCAUGCAACAAAGGGUGACGGGCUAUGAGAGCAGCGCCUCCGCGACCAAGUCAGACAGAGGAAAACACCCCCGCAUGAAGAGAAAAGCCUCCCCGGAGCCGGAGGGAGAGGGCACCGCCGCCAAGCUGAACGGGGAGGGACAGCAGUGGCUGCCUCCCCCUGCCGAAGGACUCAAGAUGCCCCCAGUGCCCCCGCCGAGCUUCGUCUCCCCCCCCUCCACGAUAUCCCCCCACUCUCGCACCACCCCACCCGAGGCGGCCCAGAACGGCCAGUCCCCCAUGGCGGCACUCAUCAUGGCCGCGGACAACGCAGGCGGGAACAGCUCCCCCAAGGACGGCAACCAGGUGCACUCCACCACCCGCAGGAACAGCAGCAGCCCCAUGUCGCCGUCCUCCAUGACCCAGAGGCGGCUGGCGCAGAGGGAGGCGUCGGGGGCGGGCACCCCCCACGUGCCGGGCAUGGACCAGGUGCACCCCCAGAACAUUCCGGACUCCUCGGUGCCGGGCAGCAUCCCUCUGUGCUGCACGCUGUGCCACGAGCGCCUGGAGGACACGCACUUUGUCCAGUGCCCGUCCGUGCCAUCGCACAAGUUCUGCUUCCCGUGCUCCCGGGAGAGCAUAAAGCAGCAGGGCGCCACGGGGGAGGUGUACUGUCCCAGCGGGGAGAAGUGCCCCCUGGUCGGCUCAAACGUACCGUGGGCUUUCAUGCAGGGGGAGAUCGCCACCAUCCUGGCGGGGGACGUCAAAGUAAAAAAGGAGAGGGACCCUUGAUCCCGUCCGUCUUUGGGGCGGGGAGGCAAAAAAAACACCUUUAAAUAUAUAAAUAUCAUCUGCAUAACAUUCAAACAGACUAACGGACAUGUACAUAUUGGAACCAAGGGAAGAGUAUACUUCGUAAACAUGGUUGUAUAAUUUUUGAUUUUGGAAAACAUUGUGUUUCUAUAUUUUUGAAGAUAAAGGUAUGUACUCAUCAUAAUGAACUACGUUCCUCUUUGUUGAUGUUUAUUGAAAUUCUCGAUGUACUUCUAGGUCUGGUGGCCGUUCCUGUUUAACGUAGAAUGUGACUAAUGCUACUCUACGAGCACUUGGCAAAACUAAAAUGCUUUUAGCUGUACUUGUAUGCACUUGUUUAAAAAAAAAAUUGCCAAAUACAAUUUCUGAUCUUGUAUGAA
Messenger RNA from Oryzias latipes (Japanese medaka), 2958 nucleotides. It is a transcript of the gene irf2bp2a, whose product is annotated as interferon regulatory factor 2 binding protein 2a. Gene Ontology annotation, biological process: regulation of transcription by RNA polymerase II. NCBI's taxonomy places the organism in Eukaryota, Metazoa, Chordata, Actinopteri, Beloniformes, Adrianichthyidae. Gene Ontology annotation, molecular function: transcription corepressor activity. Gene Ontology annotation, cellular component: nucleus. The record is from RefSeq and is a predicted model, not a curated record.